AUGAUGGUGAUGAAGCGGUAUGCCAGUCGGCCAUUGCGGUGGCUGUGUGCCUCUAGCAGACCAAAUAUGGAAAGCAUCGUAGUUCAUCAAGAUGGAUUUACUUUUGGCGCUUGUUUGCAGUCCGUUUCAAUUCACAGACUCCCAAACGGAUCACCGGCAUCGGCAUAG
This is a messenger RNA of Heterobasidion irregulare TC 32-1, 168 nucleotides long. RefSeq lists its product as uncharacterized. The record is from RefSeq and is a predicted model, not a curated record. The coding region runs from base 1 to 168 and encodes 55 amino acids. Lineage: Eukaryota; Fungi; Basidiomycota; Agaricomycetes; Russulales; Bondarzewiaceae. The transcript has a single exon.